AUGGCGAGCGCCCAAGGAGGAGGUGACUCCAAGCUGUUCGCUCGGGGCAAAGUAGCUGAGCUGCGCCUCGAGCUGAACAGCGGCGGGAAAAAGGACAAGAACUAUUCGGUCAAGAAAGUCGCCCUCAAGAAGAUCGUUGCGAACAUGACCAUGAGCAACAACGACAUGGUCGCCCUCUUCCCGGACAUAAUCAGCUGCAUGAACAUACCGAGCCUCGAGAUCAAGAAGAUGUGCUUCUUGUUCCUCGUGAACUAUGCCAGGAUGCGGACGGAGAUUGCUGUCAAGGCAAUACCUGUGCUCGAACAUGAUAUGGAAGAUGCAAAUCCACUCGUCAGAGCUCUGGCGCUGCGCACCAUGUCAUACAUCCACGUAAGGGAAUACGUCGAGGCUACAGUGCCACUCGUGAAGAGACUCCUGCAAGACUUGGAUCCAUACGUACGCAAGACCGCGGCGUACUGUGUCGCAAAGCUCUACGACCACGACAGGCAUAUGGUGGAGCGUUCCGAUCUUAUCGACAGGCUCAAUGGUUUAUUGAGGGACGACAAUCCCACAGUUGUCGCAAGCGCUUUGGCAAGCCUGAUGGAUAUUUGGGAGAGAAGCGAUGCUAUUAAGCUUACCAUCGACUACUCCAAUGCUUCCAAAAUGGUUGCCAUCCUCCCGGACUGCUCCGAAUGGGGUCAAACAUACAUUUUAGAAGCUCUCAUGUCCUACGUGCCUCAAGAGUCAGGAGAAGCCCUCUUGCUCGCUGAGCGCAUCGCACCACGGCUCUCGCACUCCAAUUCAGCCGUGGUCUUGACAUGCAUAAGAGUCAUUCUUUACCUCAUGAACUACAUCGCCGACGAGAGACAAAUAUCCGCGCUUUGCAGGAAGCUUUCGCCGCCCCUGGUGACGCUCCUCGCGAAAGGUCCAGAGGUUCAAUACCUGGCCUUGCGAAACGCUUUACUCAUGCUCCAGAGGCGACCGGAUGUUUUGAGGAACGAUAUUCGGGUGUUUUUCUGCAAAUAUAACGACCCAAUCUACGUCAAGGUCACCAAGCUUGAGCUGAUAUUUAUGCUCGCAACCGAGAAGAACAUCGACGAGGUCUUGACGGAGCUGCGGGAAUAUGCAACAGAAAUCGAUGUUCACUUCGUGCGUAAGGCGGUUCGCGCCAUCGGUAAGCUCGCAAUCAAGAUUGAGCCGGCUGCAAGACGGUGCAUCAACCUUCUAUUGGAACUGGUCGCCACCAAAAUCACAUACAUUGUGCAAGAGGCGACAGUGGUCAUUCGAAAUAUCUUCAGGAAAUAUCCCAACCAGUACGAGUCAAUUAUCGGGACACUGUGUGAGCACUUGGACAGCCUGGACGAACCGGAGGCCAAGGCAGCUAUGGUCUGGGUCAUCGGGCAGUAUGCAAGUCGCAUCGAGAACAGCGACGUGCUCCUGGAGGAUUUCUUAUUCUCCUUCGCAGAGGAGCCCGUCGAGGUGCAGCUGGCGCUUCUCACCGCAACGGUCAAGCUCUUCAUACAGAGACCUACGAAGGGCCAGGAGCUCGUCCCCAAGGUCCUGAAGUGGGCAACAGAAGAGACAGACAACCCAGACCUCCGCGAGCGGGCGUACAUGUACUGGCGUCUCCUCUCCACCGACAUGAACCUAGCCAAACAGGUCGUCAUGGGUGAGAAGCCUCCAGUCACUGCCGAGUCUGAGCGCCUGGACCCGCAGACACUUGAGGAGAUGUGCCUCAACGUUGGCACCCUCGCGACCGUUUAUUUGAAGCCUGUGCAGACUGUUUUCCGCAACGCCCGCCCGCGACGGCUGAUAGACUCGCCAGCCCUUCAAAAACAUAACCUCCCAGUCGGCUCGGGACCCAUGGCCGGCUUCGACACCAACAAGUCUCUCUCUCAAUUCGGCUACGGCGGACAGCCGUCGGACGUAGACCCGAGGGACCGCGCGGCGGCCGCGCCAGGUGGCGACGGUAACCUCGCGCAGGCAGUCAACGACGCGGACGCGUACUUUGCCGGCAUCGGCAGCCAGCAGAUGCAGGCCAUGCGUAUCCAGGACGUGGACGGUGAUAAUACCUUUGGCGGCGGCAGCGGCCACGAGGCCGGAUAUGUGGUAAAUCAGUAUGCGCCGCAGCAGGUGUUCCAGCCAGCACAGGGAGUAGGGUCGAAUGGGGAUUUGUUGAUGUUCUAG
Diaporthe citri is the source of this 2166-nucleotide messenger RNA. RefSeq lists its product as uncharacterized. The transcript is spliced from 5 exons. Gene Ontology annotation, cellular component: membrane coat. NCBI's taxonomy places the organism in Eukaryota, Fungi, Ascomycota, Sordariomycetes, Diaporthales, Diaporthaceae. The record is from RefSeq and is a predicted model, not a curated record. Gene Ontology annotation, biological process: intracellular protein transport; vesicle-mediated transport. Gene Ontology annotation, molecular function: clathrin binding. The coding region runs from base 1 to 2166 and encodes 721 amino acids.